This is a messenger RNA of Spodoptera littoralis (African cotton leafworm), 303 nucleotides long. Lineage: Eukaryota; Metazoa; Arthropoda; Insecta; Lepidoptera; Noctuidae. The record is from the annotation of a GenBank genome assembly.
AUGCGUCGGCGUCCGUUACCGCCAGUUCGCGAAGAAGUGACAAACUCGAAGUCGUGGCGGACACUAUGCGAGAGUGAGUGGGUGGUGUACACACUCGUCGCGUCUGUCGGGGCUCUGACGUACGCGAAUAGUUUGGGUGGCGAGUUCGUGCAUGACGACAUCCCCGCGAUCGUGUCCAACAGUGACGUGAAUGGUGGUAACCAUGUGCUCCAAGUGUUUAGGAACGACUUCUGGGGCACUCCGAUGUCAGACCACAAUAGCCACAAGUCGUAUCGGCCGUUGACGACACUGUCUUUUCGGUGA